This is a messenger RNA of Paramecium octaurelia, 1746 nucleotides long. The record is from the annotation of a GenBank genome assembly. Lineage: Eukaryota; Ciliophora; Oligohymenophorea; Peniculida; Parameciidae.
AUGCAAAAACUAACAAGAAUUAACAGUUGUAUCCAUCAUUUUAAAUGCAUUAGAAAAAUGAAAAUGCAAACUCAAACAUUUAUUUUGCAAUCCUUCAUUUUUGUUUUAGUAUUUUUAAUUGUAAUCUCUUCCCAGAUGAUUAACAAGUUUAUGAUGGAUGACAUAAUUGAAAAAUUGACUAAAGAAAUAGAAAUAAAAACCAAUCUCAAAUAGAUAAACAUUUAAUCUCAAUUUAUCAAAUAUUAAGCUCAUCACCCUUUGGAAUACGGAUUCAAAUUUCUGCAAAGCUUCAAUAAAUUGAAUUAAUUGACAUUAAUAGACCAAAAAACUUCAAUUCAUCUUUUGCUAGAAUGUCCAAAGGAUGAAAAAAGUUUCGAAAUUUAUGAAAAAAUUCCUUAAUUUUGUUACAUAUUACCAAAGAGCAAUACGAUAACCUCAGAUAAAACAUUAAUAGCCCAUAUAGUAGGAUAUCAGGCUUUAUUAAACUCAUUAUUUUUGCCAAUUUCUCUAUCUGAUUUCCAAGAAACAUUGUUUUUCACUUUUCUUUCAGAUGAAGAAUAUUUUGCAAUACUUCCAUCGAAAAUGAUUCAAGCAGUGUACUUACCAUCAAAAAGACCAUGGUACCAGGAAUAGAUCUAGAAAGUGUAAAAGACAUAAUAGAAUGAUACAAUUUCGAUCUCAAGUAUAUAUCAAAAUUUUGAAACAAAAAAAUAUGAAUUCACAAUAACAAAAGGAUUAACUGACCAAGAAUAGAAUUUAGGUGGAAUAUUUGGAAUCGAUUAAACUUUGGAACAUUACAAAGAGUUAUUAUUGUAUGAUGAUUUGAAUGUAAUUCUGGUUGAUCUCGAAGGAAGAAUGCUAUUAUCAAAUCUAAUGAUAAAAUAGGAUAUAGAUUUAUCAUAAGAGAAGAAGUACAUUUAUGAUAGUGAUGCAACUGGAUUCGAUGAAAAUGAUUGGAAUUAAAUUGUGAACGAAGCCAAAAAAUCAGGUUAAGGGAUUAUUGAAUGUGAUGAAAAUGGUGUUAAAUAAUUUUGUAGAUAUAAUACAUUCUUUAAGUAAGAUCUGAUAAUAAUCGUGAUAAACAUAUCGAGUUAGUUUUACUUGCUUGUGUAAAGUAUCUUUAUUAUCACAAUAGAUUUUAGAGUUUGGCUCAUAUUACUACAAAUGUAACCAAGGCCAAAUAGCUGCAGGAUUAAAUAAUGUCUGAAAUAACCUAGUUUCUGUAUUACUGUGUCUUUGUGGCUAUCAUUUUAUUGCUGCUCUCAAUAAUUAUCAUUCCAAUAUUUUUUAGACCAUUACGAAACAUUCAACAAAUGAUUAGUACUCAAAUGGUUUCUAAAUUCACAAUCCACUAUGAUCAUUUCUUUAGUAGUAAUAGGAAGAAGAAUUAAUUAGCGUUCUUUUCUGAGAGUUUUAAUGUUUUCAAAUAGAAAUUAUUAGAUUUUACAUAGAGUAAAUCACAAGAUUGCUAUAUUAUUGAGAAUUUCAAAUAUCCAAGAUAACAACAGAUUAUUGUAUAAGAAUUAACUUCUUUCAUUAAAUUUCAAUUAAUUGUAAUCAUAAUAUCCUAUGAGAUAGAAAGAUCAGAUAAAUAAUCUGCCUAACUAAAAUAUCCAAGUUAUUUAAUCCCCAAAACUAAUCUGUGAUACUUUUCUUGAUUAUAGUUGUAACAGUUAAAAGAGCGUGAUUCAAGUAUCACCGAAGGAUGUAACAUUUCGUAUUGAUUUCUAAAACAAUUAAACUUGA